AUGGAAUACUCGCGUCUGCAAAAUUUGCCCAUUCCGGCUGUACUUCGGCGUCGGCUUCCGCGACUCUACUCGUUCCACAAGGCCGUUGCCGAGAAUACCUUUCGCGGGUCCCUGCAGUCGGAAUCACCGAAUCCCUCUGAAUCAUUCCUGCCUGCCGAAAGCCAGUCCUGGGGACCAGUAGUCACCGAAGUAGAGCGACUUUCCACCGCAAGCGAUGACUUGAACUCGUCUGAUUCCCGGUCAGGGGGAUCUAUGAGUCCGCCCGUGGAGGAGGUGAGCUGUCCAGACCACUACGAAACCGAGUCCGGAUUGCGCUGGAAUCGUAUUGCACCCGCAUUCAACUUGCUGCGAAAUGCCGGCUACGAGGCUCAGCAACCCCGAGCCGAUGGCCGUCUCGUCCGGUCGCUCUACAUCAGUGCCGUGAUGUAUUUGCUUGAUGCGCUACCGUCCGAUCUCACGCCAGAUGAGACCGUCAUGCUCCAGCAUCGUCUACCGGAACCAUUGAAAGACAGGAUUGUGGCUUCAUCUCCGCAGUCGUCGCAGGUCGGGGAAAAUACAGGCAUGGGGUCCACUCAACAUUCUCGAUCAUACCUCCAUCGUCUGCUCGCAUCAAUCAUUGUCCAAGUCUUUCUGCUCGCCCGACUCCUGUUGCCAUAUUUGAGGUUGUUUCUCUAUCAAGCAUACGAAUACGAGCGUUCACAUCGACUCACAGAGCGAUUCGUCUCGACUACUCGUGACAUGGCAGAGGGGUUGGGCAAGAGCAGUGCAAGUAUUGGGUCCGCUCUACUGAGAUUCAAUGAAGGUAAAAUGGGGAUCGCACUGGGGAACAUGGCCAGCUGGUGGGUAGAGGGCAUCGCCGGAGGUAUUUAUGAUGGCGUGGGUGAAGGCAUGACCCAGUUGGGCCUGCGCAAGCUUACGACGAGGGGCGCCGCCUGGCUUCUACGUGACUCUUGCACCAGGGGAUCCGACAUUAUGGAGUGGCGUGAUAUUUGUCCCUAUGCCUCCGCAAUUCUUCGAUUUCAGAUCCGUUUCCCCGACACUUACCCAGAUCUCCCACCCUUGGUCACAUUCACGACUGAUGUCUUCCAUCCUUUGAUUGUGCCCCUCACCACGUAUACUUUCAGCACGGGCUCAGCCAGUGAUGACCCAGUCAGCGCAACCGACGAGGAGCGACUUCCGCCGGGGGGAUUCAGCCUCCGGCAUGGAUUCCCACACUGGUUUGGCAGAGCCAAGCGGAACGGCAUACCGUCUGGAAAAUCAAGUCGCACUGUGAGUGGGCAGUCACUCGGGGCGCCAUCUGGGACAAGAACCGGGGUUGGCGAGCCCGAUAAAACAGACAUUGUAGCUACCGACAGUUCAGACACUGUAGAAGAGCCACCUGGCCCGGCGUCGACGGACAUCACGGUCCCUCGCGUGGUACAAGUUCCUGUAUCACAUCAGUUGACGAUGCCAAGAACUCAUGUACCCGUCGCGGAGCUUUUGGCAUACAUUCGCUCGACUUUCGAUGAUGAAGAGGUUCUGGAUUCUUUGCCGCAAGAGGCUGCAGGGAAUCCAGGCGCGUGGCAUGCGUGGAGAGCUCAUCGUCGGGGGGCUAUCGGCCCGACUGGUUUGAAACGAGACAGUCCACAAGCACGACUCCCGGGAGAUUGGCACUGGGAUGGGAUCUGGGCUCGGCGAGUUCGAGAUGAGAUCGAGGCAAGCCACUCAGAUCCAAUGCUAUUCGGUAACUCCACUCGAGGUAGUGGUGAAGAAAUGAUUCGAUUUUCGCGAUUGGACGAGGCCACACGAGAUGUGGUCAAGGAUAAAAUGAGGAUGACAGUAGCCCGGGUUCCAAUUUCACUGCACAUCGUUCCUACUGUUUCGCCCUCGGCAACAGUAUGCCCACCCAUUCCAUCAAGCCCGUCAUUGUUUCAGUGGAAGGUCAUUCGGUUCCUCUUCAUUGCCACGCCUGUACAAAAUGCCCAAUAUCUUAUCAUUGGAUUUCAAGAGCUCUGCAUUUCUUAUCGCGCUGGUUUUGGUCCCGGUUGUUGUUCUCUUUAUCGCUUUGGCUGUGGCCAUUGCGGUCUCGGAGCAUUGCAGCUGUCGCUUUGCCAGACCUUCUUGGUUGAAGUGUUUCGUUCCUCAGAGACACGCCUACACAAGGAAGAGAAGUCGUUCGGAUCCCGAAAGCAGUACCAGCCAACGCUCCACAGAACCCUCGGAGAUAGUGGGCCAGCCACGUCUACACGAUCUCCCUCCUAUGACUCUGGCCGGGACGGCAUUCACGUUAUGAAGCUUCGAAACAAAAAUGUGAUGAGGCCUCAGAUCAUUGAACGCUGCGGUCAGAGGCCUGAUGAUGACCCUUUCGUUGACAAGAACCCUCGAACGCUGGCUCCAAAACGUUACACGGUCCCGCCUGGCAUCAGAUAUCGCCCUUUGCCGAGAGAACUGGAGCGCUGGAGCUCAGAUUCAUGGUGCUCAUCUGAACUGUCUGUUCCUUCAUUUUCAAGCGACGAAUCGCGCCAGUCGAGGCCUUUUACACCCCAACAUGAUUCUUUCUCUCCGAAUCACUACCUGGACAUCAAACCAGAAUACAUGUGCCCUUUAAGCUUGCCGAUUACCUUUCUCAAUGCGAAGAUAUUGGCUUCCAAGCCAUGUUCUGGCAGAGAUUCCGCGUCCCUUUGGGCAACUGUGCAAGUGUCUGCCAAACUUAGCUCUGAGAGCUACCCCGGCCCUUGCGGCCUCGCACCACUCGAGGUGGUCAUCCUUCUCGACCAACUGGUUCGGCCAUCGGAAAGCUCCAUCGCGCAGAUGUCUUUCGCCUCUGUUGCAGUUGUGUCUCACCUUGUUCACGAACACGAUAGAAUCGCCUUGGCGGUGGUGAAUUCGUGCACGAGCUUUGGCUUUGAGAUCUUGCUGCCUCUUGGAUUCCAUUCUGUAGACAUUGUUCGAUCUUGCUUGGAAAGAUUUGCGGAACGUCAACAUUCCAUGCGAGUCACAACUACGCCCGACCUUGGGAUUGCUUUUCAGCAUGCCACGAAACUUUUCGGAGUUCCAUCGCGACCAGCGUUCUGUCAUCUUUUCUACGUCUCUACCGCUCCACCAGAUCGCCUUUGCAUUCCGCGUAUCGACCAUGCCGUUGGCAUUCAUACUAUUUCUCCACUUUCAUACUUACCAAUGGACCACCCAAAUGCUUCAUUAGGCUGGCAUAUCUCUUUUGGUAAUGAUGGCCAUGAUGACCGUUCUAGAACAGGUCUAUUUCUUCACAGAGUGUCCCAGGCGAUAGGACAAUUGCGAACUGGGAUACGCCCCGGAUCGGUGUCGGAUGUGAAGGUCUCUAUUUCUGCUGCACCGGGGUGUCUGAUUGAAGCAGGCCCAAAUGUUGCUCAGAUCUCUUCACUCCGACCAGGGGAAACUUGGGCCGUCGAAUUUCAAGUCCGUUUGCCGUCGGUCUUCCAACAACGACAUCAUUGUCGUGACCCUGAUUCGAUUGACGAGUCUCCUUUGUUCGAGGAUCUGAUGUCUUGCAUUGAUGAUGCAUUAGAAGAAUACAACGGGAAAAUUGAACAGCCAGCCGUGGUGGCCUCGGUACAUUACAGACAUUCUUUGUUGCCACCUGAAGACACUAUUCAUACAGAGUCCCACCUCACCGUGACCCGGAAGUUUUUAUAA
This is a messenger RNA of Penicillium oxalicum, 3651 nucleotides long. RefSeq lists its product as uncharacterized. Lineage: Eukaryota; Fungi; Ascomycota; Eurotiomycetes; Eurotiales; Aspergillaceae. The transcript has 9 exons. Bases 1 to 3651 code for a protein of 1216 amino acids. The record is from RefSeq and is a predicted model, not a curated record.